Messenger RNA from Diaporthe citri, 978 nucleotides. RefSeq lists its product as uncharacterized. The record is from RefSeq and is a predicted model, not a curated record. NCBI's taxonomy places the organism in Eukaryota, Fungi, Ascomycota, Sordariomycetes, Diaporthales, Diaporthaceae. The coding region runs from base 1 to 978 and encodes 325 amino acids. The transcript has a single exon.
AUGGCGACGACAGAGCAGCCUCCGAAGGGUUCGAACCUCGGCACGCCGGGUAUGCUGAGUGAGAGAGACUCAUCCGACACCUCCAUGAUGCCUCAACAAGAACCGAAGGCGGCUCCGAAAGCCGGCUUCAUGACCAGAUUGCGCGAGGAAAUCGACCCGGCGCACUCGGACCUGCCCGUGCUCGCGACCUGCUUCGUAUCCGGAAUAUGUGACAGCGUCGCGUUCAACGCAAGCAGCGUCUUCGUGAGCAUGCAAACAGGCAAGUCCCCAUCUCCCCCCUGGACCUACUGGCAAGUGUGUGUCACCGACACGCCCCGACUGACAUGUCAUCCAGGCAACACCAUCUUCCUGGCCCUUGGCACAGCGAACCUCCCAUUCGGCGCCGAAACCCUCUGGCUCAGGGCGCUCGUCUCCAUCGUCUGCUUCUGGGCGGGCUGCUUCUUCUUCAGCCAGUCGCGCCGCGUCGGACCCAAGGGCAAGGCGACCUUGGCGGGCUCGUUCUUCAUCCAGUCCGCCUUCAUUCUCAUCGCGGCCGCAGUGUCCCAGGGCGGCGUGGUUCCUGCGUUUGGUAUGAAGUCUCUCGGCACUGCAGCAGCGCGCGGCAGGCUUGCGAGUUACGAGACCGAGAGCAUGACCCUGCUCCCGGUUGCGUUGUUGGCAUUCCAGUUUGGAGGGCAGAUCGUGACGAGCCGAGUCUUGGGUUUCAACGAGGUGCCGACUAAUGUGUUGACGUCGCUGUAUUGCGAUUUGUUCUCCGACCCGUUGAUCAUAGCGCCCAUUGGCAAGAAUGUGAAACGCAACAGGCGGGUUGUGGCCGUCCUCCUGAUGGUUGCUGGUGGAAUUAUCGGGGCUUGGCUGCAGAAGUCGAAGGCUGGUAUGCCAGCUGCAUUGUGGAUCGGAGGUGCCAUCAAGAUGGUCAUUGCCGUAUGUUGGUUGGCCUGGAGAAGCAAGACCGUGGUGCACGAUGAGAAAGUGUAA